AUGGCUGAUUAUAACUACGGUGGCUCGGAGGAGGAGAACGCGGAGUUGAGGAAGCUCGAGGUCGAGCUGGAGGAUGACCCGGAUAACUUUGAGACCUGGGAGAAGCUGGUGCGCGGCGCCGAGGCGCUGGAGGGGGGAAUCAACCGCAACUCCAACCCGCAGGCCAUCACGACGGUCAGGCACGCGUACGAUCGCUUCCUUGCCAAGUUUCCGCUGCUGUUUGGAUACUGGAAGAAAUAUGCAGAUCUCGAGUUCUCCAUCACGGGAACGGAAGCGGCAGAAAUGAUUUAUGAGCGAGGCGUCGCGAGUAUUUCACCUUCGGUCGACCUGUGGACAAACUACUGCUCCUUCAAGGCGGAAACAUCCCAUGAUGCUGACAUUAUCAGAGAGCUUUUUGAACGUGGCGCAAACAGCGUGGGGCUCGAUUUCCUCGCCCAUCCGUUCUGGGAUAAGUAUAUCGAAUUUGAAGAGCGCCUGGAGGCGACAGACAAGAUCUUCGCAAUCCUUGGCCGCAUCAUCCACAUUCCUUUGCAUCAGUACGCCCGCUACUUUGAGAGAUACCGCCAGCUCGCCCAGACACGCCCGGUGAGCGAGCUUGCCUCUUCGGAGAUCUUGUCGCAGUUCCGUACGGAGCUCGAGGCUGCCUCUUCGCACGUUCCUCCGGGCGCAAAGGCCGAAGCUGAGAUCGAGAGAGAUCUCCGUCUGCGCCUGGACAGCUAUCACUUGGAAAUCUUCUCAAAGACACAGACAGAAACCACAAAACGCUGGACCUACGAGUCUGAAAUCAAGAGACCCUAUUUCCAUGUGACGGAGCUGGAUGAGAGUCAGUUGGCCAACUGGCGCAGGUACCUCGACUUUGAGGAGGCCGAAGACUCGUACUCGCGCGUCCAGUUCCUGUAUGAGAGGUGUCUGGUGACCUGCGCCCACUACGAAGAAUUCUGGCUGCGUUAUGCCAGAUGGAUGAGCGCUCAGACUGGAAAAGAAGAGGAGGUCCGAAACAUUUACCAGCGCGCAAGCUGUUUGUACGUGCCCGUUGCCAACCCGACAACACGCCUGCACUAUGCGUAUUUCGAGGAGUUGUCGGGCCGCAUCGAUAUUGCCAAGGAUAUCCAUGCAGCCAUCCUCUUCGCCCUGCCGAACAGCGUGGAGACGAUCACUUCUCUGGCCAACCUAUCGCGCCGACAUGGCGGUCUUGACGCUGCCAUUGAGGUAUACAAGAGCCAGCUGGACUCGCCCCAGUGCGAUCUGGCCACCAAGGCGGCCCUUGUCGCGGAGUGGGCUCGACUACUGUGGAAAAUCAAGGGCUCGCCCGAAGACGCUCGGAAUGUCUUCCAGGAGAAUCAGCAGUAUUACCUCGACAGCCGUCCAUUCUGGUCGAACUACCUUACCUUUGAACUGGAACAACCGACCAGCUCUGCUUCGGAAUCCGUCCAGUACGAGCGUAUCAAAUCAGUCGUUGCUGAAAUCCGCACAAAGAGCGCCCUCCCAUUACAAACGGUCAAGGAGCUGGUCCAGCUCUAUAUGGUUUACCUUCUCGAGCGGGGUACGAAGGACGCGGCCAAGGAAUAUCUCACGCUCGACCGAGAAGUCCACGGGCCUGCCUCGGUGGCUGCCACCAAACCUGUCGUCCCGGAUGAGACCACCCAGAACGGCACCGAGUCAGCACAUGCUACCGUUCCUCCUUCCGGGACUCCGGCCGCGGCUCCUGUGAAUGCCGCCGCUGACCAGGGCAACUCCUAUGCAUACUAUCAACAAGCUCCUGUUGACGGUGGGAUGCACGACGUCGCUAUGAACGGUAUAGGCGAGAUUGCUCCGCCCGGUCCCCCCCCGGAUCCCAUCGAACGCCCUCCCACGCCUCCACCGCCUCCUGAGGAGUCCGUCGCCCCUCCGCCGCCCCCAGAAGUGUCGGCGCCGCCUCCUCCGCCAGAAGACCUGCUCCCUCCCCCGCCGCCUGAGAAGAAGACGAAGAAAGGAUGGGGGGCCCAGCGGCCAGCUGCGACGCCGCUGAGUGUGGAGGAGCUGCUGCGGAAGAAACGUGAGGCGGAUGCAGCUGCUGCGAAGCCGAAAUUUCUUUCCAGAGCUGAACGAGAACGUCUUGCAUUAGAGAAGCGCGCGAAAGAAGUGGACGUCGAUCGACGAUCCAGAAAUGGAGGUCUACUGAGCGAGGGGGUUCGGGGCGGCAGACAGUCGCCGUCGGUAAGAUCCGAGACCACGCCCAACGGUGACGGUCGGUACAUUCCGACAGGACCUCGGGCAAUGCGAAAUGGCGAUGCGCCUACGGGCCCGGCUGCUAUGCGAGGCUCGCAGCCAAAUAAGAACUACGACAUGUCACCUCCGGCGCCACCCAAGCCCAUUGCAUUCGGAGCCAAUGACUCGAAAGGCGGGAAGGCGCGGCUUACAGAGGAGGAAGAGGCAACUGCACAAGCUGCGCUGGUCAAACAGCGGUACAUGGGGUCGGAGCAGACGUCGAGUUUCUCCGCGAAGAAGAAGCGGAAGAGGACGACGGAUCGCAAGUUCAACUUUGAGUGGAAUGCCGAAGAAGACACCAGCGGAGACCAUAAUCCACUUUAUCAGCAUCGGCAUGAAGCCAACUUUUUCGGUCGAGGGCGUCUUGCGGGUUUCGGAGAAGACAUUGCGGACGACAUGGCUAAGAAGUAUGCCCGAGCGCUGGAGGACCGGGACCGCGAGGCAGGCAGUGUACGUGCCCGGGAGAUCCUGGAAAUGGAGAGGCGACGCCGGGAAGAGAGUUCGCGCAACCAGCUCGACAAACACUGGAGCGAGAAGAAGCUCGAACACAUGCGCGAAAGAGAUUGGCGUAUCUUCAAGGAAGACUUCAACAUCAGCACAAGAGGUGGAAGUUUGCCGAACCCGAUGCGGUCCUGGCAAGAGUCCAGCCUUCCCAAACGGCUGCUCGAGCUUAUCGAUCGCGUCGGGUACAAGGAGCCCUCACCGAUCCAGCGGGCCUCUAUCCCUAUUGCCCUGCAGAACCGAGAUCUUAUCGGUGUGGCUGUUACAGGUUCAGGUAAGACUGCAGCGUUCCUGCUCCCGUUACUCGUCUACAUCGCAGAGCUCCCGCGGUUGGAUGAGUAUGAGUGGAGGAAGAACGACGGUCCGUACGCGAUCGUCCUUGCUCCAACGCGUGAAUUGGCCCAGCAGAUCGAGAUCGAGGCCAAGAAGUUCACCCAGCCGCUGGGAUUCAACGUGGUCAGUAUUGUCGGUGGUCACUCGAUCGAAGAGCAAGCGUACAGCCUACGGAACGGGGCGGAGAUCAUCAUCGCCACUCCCGGACGACUGGUGGACUGUAUUGAGCGACGCAUCCUAGUGCUUAGCCAAUGUUGCUACGUGAUUAUGGACGAAGCCGACCGCAUGAUUGACCUUGGGUUUGAGGAGCCCGUCAACAAGAUCCUCGACGCGCUCCCCGUGUCAAACGAGAAGCCUGACAGCGAGGAAGCCGAGGACUCGCGCGCCAUGAGCCAACACAUCGGCCGGGAACGGUACCGCCAGACGAUGAUGUACACGGCGACCAUGCCGACGGCCGUGGAGCGCAUCGCACGCAAAUAUCUGCGCCGGCCCGCGAUCGUGACGAUCGGCAGCGCCGGCGAGGCCGUCGACACGGUCGAGCAGCGCGUGGAGCUCGUCGCAGGCGAAGACAAGCGCAAGAAGCGUCUGGCAGACAUCCUGUCCUCGAACGAGUUCCGCCCGCCCAUCAUCGUCUUUGUCAACAUCAAGCGCAACUGCGACGCCAUCGCUCGCGAGAUCAAGCAGAUGGGCUUCUCCUCGGUCACCCUGCACGGCAGCAAGACGCAGGAGCAGCGUGAAGCCGCCCUGGCCUCGGUCCGCAACGGCUCCACGGACGUCCUCGUCGCCACUGACCUUGCGGGUCGUGGUAUCGAUGUCCCCGACGUCAGCCUCGUCAUCAACUUCAACAUGGCCACCACUAUCGAGAGCUACACCCACCGUAUCGGCCGUACCGGUCGUGCAGGAAAGAGUGGUGUCGCGAUUACCUUCCUCGGCAACGAAGACGCAGACGUCAUGUACGACCUCAAACAAAUGCUCAUCAAAUCGCCCAUCUCUCGCGUCCCUGAGGAACUGCGCAAACACGAGGCCGCGCAGUCCAAGCCGACGCGCGGGGGGGGCGGCAAGAAGAUCGAGGACAGUUCUGGCUUUGGAGGGAAGGGGGGGUGGGCUUAA
This is a messenger RNA of Penicilliopsis zonata CBS 506.65, 4191 nucleotides long. RefSeq lists its product as hypothetical. Gene Ontology annotation, cellular component: commitment complex; U1 snRNP; U2-type prespliceosome. The record is from RefSeq and is a predicted model, not a curated record. NCBI's taxonomy places the organism in Eukaryota, Fungi, Ascomycota, Eurotiomycetes, Eurotiales, Aspergillaceae. Bases 1 to 4191 code for a protein of 1396 amino acids. Gene Ontology annotation, molecular function: RNA helicase activity; ATP binding; protein binding. Gene Ontology annotation, biological process: RNA processing; mRNA 5'-splice site recognition. The transcript has 7 exons.